Molecule: messenger RNA, 1541 nt
Organism: Rhagoletis zephyria (snowberry fruit fly)
Lineage: Eukaryota; Metazoa; Arthropoda; Insecta; Diptera; Tephritidae
Source: RefSeq, a predicted model, not a curated record
CAAAGUCAUAGAAAAUAAAGAAGGCUUUAACCGCUUUUUAAAUUUAAGCUUUUUUAUAAAAACGCCACUUUGUAGAGCUUUGUAAGUCUAUUUAUUUUUUAAGAGUAAGACCAUUAGUCUAUACUUAAUACCGCACAAGUACGCGGAGACUGAAAGUCUGAAUUGGCCCAGUUUUGUACUUCACCAAGUCAAAACAAAUUAAAUAAAUAAACAAAUAGUAUAUAUAUAUAUAUAUAUAUAUAUGUACAUAAGUAUAUCACACGUAUAUAUAAAAUGUGCUUUCACGAGAUAUACAGGCAUACAUAUAUUCGCCACUUGCCACCCAACCCAAAACUAAUAGUACGUAACUUUUUACACCUACGGACAUAACUACGAGACUCAUUUACAGAAUGACUCGUUUCUCGGCCAAUCGCGCACAUGCGGAAGUACGCGCUGAUCAAUUCACGGUUCUAUGCCGGUUAUGCGGCGGAGCGCAUGGCAUUCGACUAUGCCCCUUUUACCGCGGCAAAGCGGUCGAAGCAAGGCUGCGUGCAGUCCUGCUGCAUAAAUAUUGCCCAAACUGCCUCUCGCCGUUCCACCGCCUCGACAUGUGCAGCAGCACGGAUCGAUGCCACCGAUGUCGCGAAAAGCAUCACACCUCGCUCCAUCUCGAUGACUGCGAAGACCAAAGGCACCCAGCGAACGCGAUCAACGACGGCGAGAGCUCGGACGGGGCACUCUCUAUCGACGUUACGGAGCAGACGAAGUCGUGGGCGCAGCAGGUCGAAGAGGAGGAGUUAGAGGGGUCAGAGAGGACAGACUCUUCCCCACAUGAGCGACAAAAGCGCAACUCUGGAACUGGCACACCGAGACCGUUAGACAAGUUACAACCACGCGCGGGCGACGCGGAAACUCGUUCUUUCCGCUCGCCAACGCGUGCACAACACAACUGGCGCGACGCGGAAACUCGUCCUUUCCGCUCGCAAACGCGUCAGCAACACAACUGGCGCGACGCGAAAACCAGUCCUUUCCGCCCGGCAUCACGAUCGCAACGCAAGCCAAAACGACACGACGGCGCGGAAACUCGUACUUUCCGCUCGUCUAAGCGAUCGUCUAGGCUACGCAAAGCAGCACCAUACCACAAAACGCGCACAAACGACAGCAACAUCAAUAGUCGUGCCUUACAACGCGCUCCACCGACCGGCUUCCGAACGGGCCGCCUAGUGCAAAGCGCCAUAUCAACGCCGAUCAUUCGUGCGCUUAUCCCCAUCGCGCCGACCGCAAUAGUGCGGAUUGAAGCAAGGGGCCGCCUUCAUUUGGUUCGCGCAAUGAUUGACCCUUGCGCACCAAACUCAUUGGUUGAUUCGGAACUGGUGAGAGAUCUCCAACUGGAACGCAACGGAUCCGGACGUCUGCAGCGUUGCACGGUCACCAUGCGAGGAAGAUACAGCAGCUCCGACCGCAUUACGACCCAAGCAGUCGUGCUGGACCACCAUAUACGUCUGAGUCCACCGUCGAACCUGGACCCUAAGGUUGCGGCCCCGUUCCAGUUCAUGCGCUUG